AUGCUGGAUCUUCAGACGAACUAUUGCAGGGAAGUGGAAUACUAUCCAAAGACGGUCAGCAAAGCACAAGAUAUGUUGAAGAUUCACAUGGAUGUGAUUAAAAAUCCGGGAUUGAACCUGUACCAAGAAAAAUACCAACCUAAUGAAGACAGACUGCUACCAAAGAUUCAAUGGAAGCAUCCUGAUGAAUAUGUUGACUAUGGGAAGAAGCUCAAUCUGAAUCAGAUUGGAGCAACUCUCCCAGCUACUGUUCCAGCUAUAGUUCCUGGAGCUUCUGCAUCCACAAGUGGAGCAUCGAGCGUUGCGGGAAGCGUUAACACACCUUUGCGGCUUGCUGGUACUACAGGUAAUCAGAUGAUGCAAGUUCCUUUGGGAAUGCAGCUCAUGCAGAUUCCAACUCAAGGUGGCGGCACUUUGACUGUCGUGAAGACUGGCUAUUACGAUACGUCAAAUGUCUUCCACAAUGCUAUCAAGGGAAAGGAUGAGAAUGGCAAUGAUGUCUAUCUUAUUCCAUGUCCUGCUGGUACGACAAAUGUCGAACUUCAAGCCGACUGGCACUAUGCUGGUGAAGAUGAAGAUUUGCCUGAUCUUCCCACUGAGGCAGAUCGAGGUCUGCAGUUUAUUCAAAGCUGCAGAAGAGAAAGAGACCCAUUUGGAUUGUACAAUCAUGUCAUCAUGGACAGUGGUUGUACCAACACCACCAUUUGUAAUGGUGAGCUCAUGCAUGGACUCCGUCAUGCUGAGAAGGAGCUCGAUUUGCACACCAACGUGGGCAGCAGAGUUCUCGACGAAGAAGGUUUUCCGCCUCCAGUCUAUUAUGAUGAAGAUGGAAUUGCCAAUGUACUUGCUAUGCGCAAGAUGAUUGCUGCGGGAUACCGCAUUACUAUGGAUAUUGAUGCUGACAAUGCCUUUAUUGUGCAUUGUGAUGGAGACAGAAAGAUGCAAUUUGUGAAUUGUAAGGGUGUGUAUGUGUUGGAGCAACUUGGAGCAGCUGCCAAAGAGACAAGUGCAAUGUACCGUCGCCAGUUAAGCAACUUAAAUAAUCAACCAAAUUUCGAACUUUCUUCAAACAAACAGAAUGGAUAUGCUGGACUCAGGAUGACCUCUAAGAUGGCAACUGUUUGA
Molecule: messenger RNA, 1125 nt
Organism: Cylindrotheca closterium
Lineage: Eukaryota; Bacillariophyta; Bacillariophyceae; Bacillariales; Bacillariaceae
Source: the annotation of a GenBank genome assembly